AUGUCUAAAGUUACAAACAAGAGAAAGAACGAUAAGUAGUUCAGUGAAAUAGAAAAGCCUGCUGGCAAAAAGGUUUUCAAUAAUGAAAAAAAUGGUGCUAACAAAGGUGAAGGUUAGAAGAAGAAUUUUAAGAACUUUAAGCAAAAUGAUAAAUAAGAAAAUGGAUAAAAGACUGAGAAAAAGGCAUCAAAUUAUAAAUAUAGUAAAGAAGGUAGACAAUAAAACAAGGAAAAAUAAGGUAAAUAGGACAAGAAGGUUUUCAAAACAAAAGAGAAAUUUGAUAAAAAAACCAAAAAAAUAUAUGCUGAAGGGGAAAAUGAAGAAAACGAUGGAAGUGGUAUUCUUAUCAGUGAAAUAAAUGUCAAAGUAAAUAAAAUACAAAGCAAAGAUACUCCUUAAGAAGAAAAGGAAAAGUAUAUUGAGGAAUAUAUUUCUAAAUUAUCUGGUGUCCUUAAGCAAAUCGUUCAUAAACGUGAUGGUUCUAGAUCAGUUUAAGCUUGUAUCAAGAAUGGAAGCGAAGAACAAAGAGAAAAAAUAUUUAAUAUUCUUUUAGAUAGUAAAGAACUUGAUGAAAUCAUUAAGAGUAAAUAUGGUCAUUUUGUCGCUCUUCGUAUGAUCAAGUAUUUGAAAAACAAAACUACCAAAGACAAAUUGUUUGAAGUUAUCAAAAAAAACGCUUUUUACUUAGUUACUCACGUUGAAGGUGCUAAGGUCUUAGAUAAAUUUGUUAUAAAUAACGCCACUCCUGCCCAAUUUAACACCCUUAAAAAAUUAUUCUCCAACAAGCUUGAAACUGCUGCUAACCUUAAGCAAGAAGAAGCUAUUGAAAAUAUUGCUGCUAAGAUUAUCGAUAAGGGAAACCACGCCCCUCUUUUAUCAAAAUAUAUUCUCCACAUUUCUCUUCCUAUUUUAAUUCCUGUUGAACGUGAAAAGGUUAUUGAAUAUCUCAGAGAAAAAAUUUUAGAUCUUGUUGAUGAUAAAGAAGGUAUUAAGUUAGCUUUAGAUGUCAUAAAUUAUUCUACUCCUAAGGACAAAAAGCUUUUAGCUAAGAAUUUAAAGGAUCACAUUUUUGAAAUUAUCAACAGUUAACACUCAUAAGCAUUCGUUAUUAUUAUCAAGCUUCUUUUCUCAUGGGAUGAUACAGUUUAAGCAAAUAAAAGUAUUUUGGCUGAAUUAAAGCCUAGAUUAGAUGAGCUUCUUCCUACUAAGAAUGGUAUUAGCUUUUUCUCAGCAAUAUUCUAGCCUAAGCACAAUGCUUUGACAUCUCUUGAGAAGGAAAUUAAAUUUACCACAAGCAAGAAGCCUCUCGAACAAAAGUUAAGUGAAGUCAUUGAAAGUGUAUUCGACGAUUUAGUUAACUGUAUACCAAAAAUCCCUGAAGAAUAAUUAUUUAAAGACUUUAAUACUUCCAGAUUCUUAUCAAGCAUCAUCAGACAUAUUUUCAUUUCCAAAUAAGAAAAACAUUAUUAGUUUGCUUUUAACUUUGUAGACAAAAUUUUAAAGGAUGGCGAAUAAUUCUUGAGUUCUAACGAUAAAAAGAAAAACUUCAAUGAUGAAUGUCUUUUAAGUCACCACGAUGCCCAUAGAAUUAUGAAAAAUAUUAUUUUAAUUGUAAAAGAAGUAAAAGAUGAAUCCACAAAGGAAGCUAUUGUUAAAAAAAUAAGCAAUUUAACUAAUUUGUUACUUAAGCAUUUAUCUACUGUCUUGUCUUCAAGAGCUACCUAUCUCCUUGUUGCUUUAAUAGAAAAUGAUAUUAAUAAAAAGAUGGUUAUAGAUGCAGUUAAAAAGGACAAGACCCUCUUAUAAAAAUAAGGAGAAGAUAAUAAAGGUGCUACUUUGUUAAAAAGCCUUAUUGCAGGAUAAUGA
Messenger RNA from Tetrahymena thermophila SB210, 1866 nucleotides. RefSeq lists its product as hypothetical. The record is from RefSeq and is a predicted model, not a curated record. Gene Ontology annotation, molecular function: mRNA binding. The transcript is spliced from 5 exons. Gene Ontology annotation, cellular component: nucleolus. NCBI's taxonomy places the organism in Eukaryota, Ciliophora, Oligohymenophorea, Hymenostomatida, Tetrahymenidae. Gene Ontology annotation, biological process: regulation of translation.